Botrytis byssoidea is the source of this 700-nucleotide messenger RNA. RefSeq lists its product as uncharacterized. The transcript has 5 exons. Gene Ontology annotation, cellular component: nucleus; cytosol. The record is from RefSeq and is a predicted model, not a curated record. Bases 1 to 624 code for a protein of 207 amino acids. Gene Ontology annotation, molecular function: ADP-ribose diphosphatase activity. Gene Ontology annotation, biological process: ribose phosphate metabolic process; nucleoside phosphate metabolic process. NCBI's taxonomy places the organism in Eukaryota, Fungi, Ascomycota, Leotiomycetes, Helotiales, Sclerotiniaceae.
AUGUCAAUUGAUAACGCCAAAGUCUUGAAAACGGAGCCACUGGACUCUGCCAAAGCAAAAUGGACAAAACUCGUGCUAUCAACGUAUCGCGAUCCUCGAGGAAAAGUUCGUAAUUGGGAACAUGCGGAACGAUCUACUCGACCGAAGUCGUCUGAGAUAGACGGUGUUGGAAUUGUUGCCAUAAUACAAAAAGAGACCGGCCCGGAACUAGUUUUACAGAAGCAAUAUCGACCACCAUUGGAUAAAGUAGUGAUCGAAGUACCCGCCGGACUUAUCGAUGAGGGGGAAACUGCAGAGGAAGCAGCUUUGAGAGAAUUGAAAGAAGAGACUGGCUAUGUUGGAGUCUUGAGUGAGAGUACACCCAUAAUGUUUAAUGAUCCAGGAUUCUGCAAUACAAACCUCAAAAUGGUGCAUGUUACGGUUGAUAUGUCUGAUCCAGCCAACCAGAAUCUAGUGCCUGAACUCGAAGAGAACGAAUUUAUUGAAGUAUUCACUUUAUCUCUGAAGGACUUAUGGGAGAAGUGUAAAAAAUGGGAGAAAGAAGGAUAUGCGAUAGAUGCCCGGGUAGGAACUUUAGCUGAGGGCAUUGAAAUUGCCAGGACACUGAAUGUAUUUUCAAAAUAAAGUACGAGCAUGAUGUUACGAUAGAUCGAUGAAUAUAAUAAUAAUGUCCGGUAUAUGUAGUGUAACAUGCGUAAGA